UUUCUUUUCAUUUGAAUUCCCUUUGGCUUUGGCCUCUCAGGAGCUCUAGCCUCGCCGCUGGAUUCCUGCGAUUCUAAACCCUAGUUUUUUGUCGUCAAAAGAUGGAGCAUUUCUUCUAGUAGGGUUCUUUUAAAAGACUGACCAAAAUUGCCUUUGUCAUCUCUUAAAACAACAGAAAACAAGGGAAGAGAAGCAGCAGCAGCAGGGGAAGAAUAUACACUAAGGUCAUAGUAAUGUCUCGGCAAGCACCUUCAACUGCUUUUCAUAAAUCCAAAACUCUCGACAACAAAUACAUGCUUGGAGAUGAAAUUGGAAAAGGUGCAUAUGGACGCGUCUACAAAGGUUUGGAUUUGGAGAAUGGAGACUUUGUUGCGAUUAAACAAGUAUCUUUGGAGAAUAUAGCACAGGAGGAUCUCAAUAUUAUAAUGCAAGAGAUUGAUUUAUUGAAGAAUUUGAACCAUAAAAACAUUGUGAAGUAUCUUGGAUCAUCGAAGACAAAAUCUCAUCUGCAUAUAAUUCUUGAAUAUGUGGAGAAUGGUUCUCUUGCUAACAUUAUCAAACCCAAUAAAUUUGGGCCUUUUCCAGAAUCCUUGGUGGCUGUUUAUAUUUCCCAGGUUUUGGAAGGCUUGGUUUACCUACAUGAACAAGGUGUCAUCCAUCGGGAUAUUAAGGGUGCAAAUAUUUUGACAACUAAAGAGGGUCUUGUAAAACUUGCUGAUUUUGGUGUUGCAACCAAACUAACUGAGGCUGAUAUUAACACGCACUCGGUUGUUGGAACACCAUAUUGGAUGGCCCCAGAGGUGAUUGAAAUGUCAGGGGUAUGCGCUGCUUCUGACAUUUGGAGUGUUGGCUGCACUGUAAUUGAACUCCUUACAUGUGUGCCUCCGUAUUAUGAUCUACAGCCUAUGCCAGCUCUCUAUCGGAUUGUGCAGGAUGAACAUCCACCAAUACCUGACAGCCUAUCUCCAGACAUUACCGACUUUCUGCGCCAAUGCUUUAAGAAGGAUGCCAGACAGAGGCCUGAUGCAAAAACACUGCUUUCUCACCCUUGGAUACGGAAUUGCAAACGUGCUUUGCGGUCGUCUCUGCGUCAUAGUGGAACCAUCAGAAACAUAUCUGAAGACAUUGCAGCAAAUGGAGAAAGCUCUAGUGGAGAUAAUCAGAGUGCUGGAGAGAGUCUUCCUAUGGAGGAAGUGGAGGCAUCAGAAACAGGUUCCAGGAAAGAGUUCUUAUCAGCAGAGGUCACUCAUCAGCUGGCUUGUUAUCAGGAUAGAGUUGAAGAAACUGCAAAUAAUUUAGACAAUGAUCUACUAUCAGAUCAAGUUCCAACCUUGGCAAUUCAUGAAAGCUUAUCAUUACACAGUAGUUCUGGUAGACUCUCUGUUAAGAAUGCGGUAGCUGCCAAUGGUUCUGCUCAGCUUCAUGAUAUAUCUCCUCAAGAUGGAGUUAUGAUGAAUUCUGAUAUUGGAUCUCCUGAAUCAAGAAGAAAUCAAACUGAAAAAGGACAUAGAGGCAAAGGAAGUUCAAUUGAUUUUGAGGACAUAUCAUUUGGCUUUGGACCUAUAACUCAGGAUGCUGGUCUGCAAAAGGUUGUGAAAGCUUCAGUGAUCUCUAAUGGAAAUGGGCUAAGUAGAUUUAGUGAUCCUCCUGGAGAUGCUUCCUUGGAUGACUUAUUUCAUCCAUUCGAUAAAAACCUGGCAGAAAGUGCAGCCGAAGCUUCAACAUCUGCAUCUACAUCUAAUGUGAGCAAAGCUACUAUGCCUGAUACUGGAAAGAAUGACCUAGCUAAGAAAUUAAGGGAUACAAUUGCUAAGAAACAAAUGGAAGAGGAAAUGGGGCGGUCUAAUGAAGGUGGUGACCUGCUUCGCUUAAUGAUGGGUGUUUUGAAGGAUGACGUAAUUGACAUUGAUGGUUUGGUUUUUGGAGAUGAGAAGCUACCCUCUGACAACCUAUUUCCCCUACAGGCUGUUGAAUUUAGUAGAUUAGUUGGCUCACUAAGACCAGAGGAAUCAGAGGAUGCAAUUGUGACUGCCUGCCAGAAACUCGUUGCGAUUUUCCACCAACGUCCUGAACAGAAAACUGUUUUUGUUACACAGCAUGGUUUGCUGCCUCUAAUGGACUUGCUUGAUGUCCCAAGAACUCGUGUUAUAUGUUCUGUGCUUCAACUUAUUAAUCAGAUUGUAAAAGACAACACUGAUUUCCAGGAGAAUGCUUGUCUCGUGGGAUUUAUCCCGUUUGUAAUGAGUUUUGCGGGGCCUGAUCGUCCUCGGGAAAUUCGGAUGGAAGCUGCUUGUUUCUUGCAGCAGCUUUGCCUAUCAAGUUCUCUGACUUUGCAGAUGUUCAUAGCUUGCCGUGGAAUCCCUGUUUUAGUUGGCUUUUUAGAGGCUGAUUAUGCAAAGUACAGGGAAAUGGUGCACCUAGCAAUUGAUGGCAUGUGGCAGGUCUUCAAGCUUCAGCGAUCAACCCCAAGGAAUGAUUUCUGUCAGAUAGCUGCUAAGAAUGGGAUAUUGCUGAGGCUUAUUAAUACUCUUUAUAGUUUAAAUGAGGCGACUCGACUUGCUACCAUAUCUGUUGGGGGUGGAUUUGCUGUAGAUUGUUCAGCUCAACGGCAACGUUCUGGUCCAUUAGAUUCCUCUCAUCCUUUGUUUGCUCAGACUGUAGCACAAGAACCUUCUCGGGCUUCAACUUCACUUUCUCAGAGGUCAGAUGCCAAUCUGCCGGAUUCACGUUAUCUUGCUAUUGACAGCGGCAGAGCUCAAUUUAGUAGUGGAGCGGUGGAUGUUUCAGUUGGUUCUAAAUUGGCAGAUCUGACACCCCUGGAAAAAGUUUCAAACAUUGCCACCAAAGAAGCUUCAACUGUUUCCAGAGAUCGAGAAAAUUCCGAUCGGUGGACACUUGAUCCUGGUAGAGCUGAGAUUGACCUCAGACAGCAGAGGAUAAGUACCUCUGCAGGCAGGACAUCUACAGAUAGACCUCCCAAAUUGAUAGAAAGUAUAUCAAAUGGAUUCCCCACUUCAGUUACUACCCAAGCACAGCAAGUUCAGCCUCUCCUUAGCCUAUUGGCGAAUGAACCUCCUUCUAGACAUAUUUCAGAUCAAUUGGAGUAUGUUCGUCACCUGCCAGGAUCAGAGAGACAUGAAAGCAUACUGCCUCUUCUACAUGCUAAUAAUGAUAGGAAAGCCAAUGGUGAAUUAGACUUCUUGAUGGCUGAAUUUGCAGAGGUCUCUGGCCAUGGAAGAGAAAACGGGGUUGUUGAUGCUACACCUAAAAUUCCGCAUAAAACAGUGAGUAAGAAAGUUGGGCAACUGGCUUUUACUGAAGGAGCAGCAUCCAGAUCUGGUAUAGCUUCUCAGACAGCAUCAGGUGUAUUAUCUGGCUCAGGUGUUUUAAAUGCUAGACCUGGAAGCACGACCUCAUCAGGGUUACUCUCCAACAUGGUAUCAACAAUGAAUGCGGAUGUUGCCAGGGAAUACCUGGAAAAGGUUGCAGAUCUACUUCUUGAGUUUGCUCAAGCAGAUACAAUUGUUAAGUCCUACAUGUGUAGCCAAAGCUUGCUCAACCGUCUUUUCCAAAUGUUCAAUCGCAUUGAACCACCUAUUCUUUUAAAGAUACUGAAGUGCAUUAAUCAUUUGUCCACUGAUCCAAACUGCUUAGAGAAUCUUCAACGAGCAGAUGCUAUUAAGUAUUUGAUCCCGAAUCUAGAACUCAAAGAUGGGCCUCUUGUUUCCCAAAUACAUCAUGAGGUCCUCAAUGCCCUGUUCAAUUUGUGCAAGAUAAAUAAGAGGAGACAGGAACAAGCAGCGGAAAAUGGAAUUAUUCCACACUUGAUGAAUUUUAUCAUGUCAGAUUCUCCUUUAAAGCAAAAUGCAUUGCCGCUACUGUGUGACAUGGCUCAUGCAUCACGUAAUUCGAGGGAGCAGUUGAGGGCCCAUGGUGGAUUGGAUGUGUACUUGAGUUUGCUUAAUGAUGAAGUAUGGUCUGUGACAGCAUUAGAUUCAAUUGCCGUUUGCUUGGCUCAUGACAACGACAACCGCAAGGUGGAACAAGCUUUGCUGAAGAAGGAUGCAGUUCAAAGAUUGGUGAAAUUUUUCCAGUCUUGUCCGGAUCAACACUUUGUCCACAUAUUGGAGCCGUUCUUGAAAAUUAUCACGAAAUCAUCUCGAAUAAACACGACAUUAGCUGUUAAUGGUUUGACACCCCUGCUAAUCUCAAGAUUGGAUCACCAGGAUGCUUUUGCUCGUCUUAUUUUACUCAAAUUAAUUAAGGCUGUUUACGAGCACCACCCGCGACCAAAACAAUUAAUAGUGGAGAACGAUUUACCGCAGAAGCUUCAGAAUCUAAUCGAAGAACGCAGAGAUGGGCAAGUGUUGGUGAAACAAAUGGCUACUUCGUUGCUCAAAGCCCUUCACGUGAACACCGUCCUGUAAGUUCAUGUGUUCUCCCCCCUGUAUGUAUAUUUCGAUCCGUUAGUAAGGCGUGAUUUCCCCUUCCCGAAUUUUCGUUCCCGUAGUUUCUCUAAUACAUCAAAAAUAUUAAUGAUGAUGGGGUGGAGGCAGAUGGAUAAUAUAGGAAAUGCCUUUGAUUUUAGUUGGCUCACUUAAAAGGUCUUGGGAGUGGAUUUUGUCUUUGUUGUCGAGACCUUUCCUUCUGUCUAGCUUUAAAUUACAAUGAUUUGGUUCCAGGCUUCCAGUUUUGUGUGUUUAAUUUGUAAAAUAUGAAGGCUUUUGAUAUGCAAAACAUGAAACGGUGAGUUUUGUCGCAA
Hibiscus syriacus is the source of this 4762-nucleotide messenger RNA. Its product is annotated as MAP3K epsilon protein kinase 1-like. Gene Ontology annotation, biological process: protein phosphorylation. Gene Ontology annotation, cellular component: cytoplasm. The record is from RefSeq and is a predicted model, not a curated record. Gene Ontology annotation, molecular function: protein serine/threonine kinase activity; ATP binding; protein binding. The transcript has 25 exons. Bases 234 to 4427 code for a protein of 1397 amino acids. NCBI's taxonomy places the organism in Eukaryota, Viridiplantae, Streptophyta, Magnoliopsida, Malvales, Malvaceae.